UGUUUCGCGAAAUCCGCCCAUUGGGCCACGUAGGCCAAUACCUAUAUUGGGGCGGUCUGCCGGUUACCGGCUCUUAAUCAGUGGUCCCAAACCAACGGAAAGAGUGGAAGAGCCGGACGCAUAUGAACGACCGCGACAGCCACCACCCAUUCUCUCGGAGCCGUCGGGUAGUACAGAAAGAUGACAACAUCAGAUUUUUUGCGGGUCGUAGAAACUGAUAAAUUAGCACAAAUUUGUAUUUGUAUUUUUCUGUAUUUUGCGUAGUAUUUUAGGGCUUCACUAUGACGUCACGCGGAUACUUGCCUUGCUACUACCAUGUCGCAGUUUCCCGACUACUAUCAGCUCUUGAAUGUCUCUCAGUCUGCAUCGCAAGAUGAAAUCCGGCAGGCCUAUAAGCGAGAAUCUCUUAGGACGCAUCCAGAUAGACUUAUCAAUGCUACCCCUUCAGAGAAGAAACUAGCCACCGAGAAGUUUCAAGCUGUUGCUGAUGCAUAUUUCGUACUUUCCGACCCGACUCGGCGAAAGGAGUACGACGCUCUCUAUGCCUCUCGGGCGUCUAAAGGUUCCACAACGGAUCCCAACUCGUCUUCCAGCUUCUUCUCUCAGUUCAGUGGUAUGUUCGGUGGCGGAGAUGCUCCUCGCCAACAACCAGAUGCUGAAGGUGUUUUCGCCGAUGUUUUCGAAGAGUUGCUCAGACCUGAAGUUGAACGUCACGUCCCUUGGUGGUCAUACCUUGGAGCGGCUUCUGGUGCUGGUAUUGGGUUUAUAGUCGCGAAUAUUCCUGGUUUGAUGCUUGGUGCAUUUGCCGGGAACAAGUUGGGGGCUAUCAGAGAUGCCAAGGGAAAGAGUGUAGCUGCUGUGUUCAGCGAGCUUGGUGGAAACCAGAAGGCUGAGAUUCUGCGUGCAUUGGCGAUGAAGGUUCUCGGCUCUGCGUUGUAAACUGUGCAGGGACUAUAUGAUUACGCAUUAUAGUGACUGAUAGAUAUACCUAUAUACAGCAUCUGUAUUUCCAUUAAUAAAUACGGCGUCAUCUUCGUGUGUAAGUUUAGAUAUUAUUGUCACUAGCUGGAGUACCAUCCG
Desarmillaria tabescens is the source of this 1080-nucleotide messenger RNA. RefSeq names its product DnaJ domain-containing protein. NCBI's taxonomy places the organism in Eukaryota, Fungi, Basidiomycota, Agaricomycetes, Agaricales, Physalacriaceae. Gene Ontology annotation, cellular component: cytoplasm; nucleus. The record is from RefSeq and is a predicted model, not a curated record. Gene Ontology annotation, molecular function: protein folding chaperone; protein-folding chaperone binding. The coding region runs from base 316 to 939 and encodes 207 amino acids. The transcript has 6 exons.